Molecule: messenger RNA, 1403 nt
Organism: Aspergillus ruber CBS 135680
Lineage: Eukaryota; Fungi; Ascomycota; Eurotiomycetes; Eurotiales; Aspergillaceae
Product: Rab geranylgeranyltransferase BET4
Exons: 4
Coding region: 64-1161 (365 amino acids)
Biological process (GO): protein geranylgeranylation
Cellular component (GO): Rab-protein geranylgeranyltransferase complex; cytoplasm
Molecular function (GO): Rab geranylgeranyltransferase activity
Source: RefSeq, a predicted model, not a curated record
GUGAAUGGGCCAGAGAAAAACCAGUGUUAUUUCCCCAGAAAAUAUACAGGACAUCAGGUCACAAUGGCUAGUCAUGGUGUUCCCCGCCAACGCUCCGUAGAAGAGCGGUCCCAAGAAGCCCGUCAGCAAGAGAUUCGCAAGAUCGAGAAAUAUCAGGAGUUGGAUCGGUCAGUCCAUGAUAAGAUUGAUCAGCACCAAUAUACACCGGAAACCCUCCAGAAUAUCUCCGAGUUGCUGAGCAGCAACCCUGAGUACUAUAGCGUGUGGAACUAUCGACGGCAGGUUCUGCGACAUGAAUUCUCGCAAGCAGCAUCGUCCGACCCAGAAGAUGCAGGCAUUGGUCGGAUAGUGGAUCUCAUUAAGAGCGAUUUGCUGUUUCUGAUCCCCCUCCUUCGCAGUUUUCCCAAGUGUUAUUGGAUUUGGAACUAUCGUUUAUGGCUGUUGGAAGAAGCCAAGCACCUUCUCCCUCUCCCACUCGCGCGGAGGUUAUGGCAAGAAGAAUUGGCGCUUGUUGGUAAGAUGCUGAGCUUAGACAGCAGAAACUUUCACGGUUGGGGGUAUAGGCGCUUCGUGGUCGAAACACUGGAGACAUUGCCAUCAGAGGGAACGACAAGGAAGACCAUGGCGCCAGAGGAAUUUGAAUACGCAAAGAAGAUGAUAGGCACCAAUCUCUCCAAUUUUUCGGCUUGGCACUAUCGGACGAAACUGAUUCAACGGCUUCUAGAUGAGAACUCUGCUAAUGACCAGGAGCGGAAAAAGAUGCUCAAUGAUGAGUUGGAUCUAAUCCACCGCGCUCUAUGUGACCCGUACGACCAGUCUCUUUGGUUUUAUCACCAGAACAUAAUGUGUACUUUUGAUCCGUCGCUAGCGGGAUCGACCAUGGCGCCCAAUCUAAGCACCUCGGAGCGUUUAGAAUAUGUGCAGCGGGAGAUCGACGAAAUUCAAGAGCUGUCAGACGGAGCGGAGGACUGCAAAUAUAUCUACCAGGGAUUGAUUGACUGUACUCUACUGAUGUGCAAGAUCCAAGGGACGAUGCCCAGUGGAGAGCAAAAGAAGAAUAUCUUGAGCUGGCUCUCAGAACUAAAAAGGCUGGAUCCACUACGGCAAGGACGAUGGCUGGAUUUCGAAAGGUCGCUAGAAAAGACCAGCAAAGACACCUGACGCAAAGACUCGCCUCUCAAUCAAUUAUCUCAAGCAAUGGAAUGCAGGACGGUCGCACAUAGACGCCGUAUCCUGUACACAUCCUGCGGGCUCCGUGCAUAUGGAAAUCUCUCUUGAAGACGCGUUAAGUGGCGGGAAGCAACUGUUAUAGGGAUCCUUAGAUAUGGAAGAUUAUUAUACGAAUUAAAUAAUUCUUCCUGUAUUGUAUUCUAACAAGAGAGAAGCCUCUUCAAAUCUCCUUG